AUGCCCCCUAGAGCCCCCAGGCGAUUUGCUGAUACUUGGAUAGACGCAGUGACAGAGCGAGGAGCACAGAAUAGACGCAAACAUAAGAAGCCAGUUUCCCUUAAAUCUGUUAACUCACCUUUAACCAAUAGAGACGACAAUCUUUCGUGCCCAGCUGACAUCGAAGAUCUGGAUGAAGCGGAGAUUCUCAGGGCCAGAAGAGAAAGUGCCAUCAAUAUUGCUGAUCUAUUGACCGAGCAUGAUGGUGAUAGCGAUCAAAUCGUCUCUGUCCUUACGCGAACCACCACUCGGGCUUCUACUCGUGCCCGAAAUCGACCUGGUGGUCUUGGUUAG
This is a messenger RNA of Protopolystoma xenopodis, 333 nucleotides long. The record is from the annotation of a GenBank genome assembly. NCBI's taxonomy places the organism in Eukaryota, Metazoa, Platyhelminthes, Monogenea, Polystomatidea, Polystomatidae.